GCAGCAGUUUUGGUCCCACCGAGAAACAUGAAGGUCGCUUGCUGCUUAGUUCUCGUCGCCCUCUUGGCUCAGACGUGGGCCAACGAAACUCUGUGCGCGAUGUCCGAUGAACUCAGAGAGGCCACACUCAAGUGCGUCGCAGAACACAGGACCCCUGAGAUGAAGGAGAAGUGGGACAGAGUGAAGCAACCUUAUGGGAGCACUGACCUGGAAGCUUCAAAGAAGCUGUGCCAGUUGAGGAAAGAGGCAAAAGAAUCCGGUGCUCCCAAGCUGGAACUUUUCACGGAAGAGGAAAAAGCAGCGUUCAGGAAAGUGCUGGCCGCCUGCACGACUGCCAAGCCUUGAUGGCCCUCGCUCACGCUGCCAUGCUGGUUGUAAAGACGCAAUAAAUUGGUUUGGCAGAAA
Ixodes scapularis (black-legged tick) is the source of this 405-nucleotide messenger RNA. RefSeq lists its product as uncharacterized. The record is from RefSeq and is a predicted model, not a curated record. Lineage: Eukaryota; Metazoa; Arthropoda; Arachnida; Ixodida; Ixodidae. The transcript is spliced from 5 exons. Bases 28 to 345 code for a protein of 105 amino acids.